Xiphophorus hellerii (green swordtail) is the source of this 4376-nucleotide messenger RNA. Its product is annotated as NXPE family member 3-like. The record is from RefSeq and is a predicted model, not a curated record. NCBI's taxonomy places the organism in Eukaryota, Metazoa, Chordata, Actinopteri, Cyprinodontiformes, Poeciliidae.
CCAAAAGACGGUUGGAAGGUAGAAGCAGGUUACCAAAGUCCAAGGAAUGAGCAGGGGGGACAUGUUUUCCCAAAGGAGAGGCAGCAUGGAUAAGUUUCGUUUCAGAACUCAAGGAACGUAAAUGAGAAGGUAAAACCAAUCUGGGAUGUCUCGGAGCAGAACUUCUUGCUCUGAGGCUCUGCCUGAUACGCUGACAGGCUGAAAGAGUUGGUCACACCCUGUUAGGAGAGGGGCAGGGACAGACACCCGCGCACACACGCCCACACACACACACACACACACACACACCCACACACACACACACCGAUCUGCGUACAGCUCUGUGAACAUGACAAAGUGAGGACGACGAUGGAAACGAAAGUAAAGAGUGGAAUCAAGACACCCCUGCUAAACAAGGGCCGAGCUUCCAGAAACCGUUGCCUCAUGAACUGCAGCUUCAUCCUUCUCUUCAUGGUUUUAUCUGUGGUGUUGUUCAUGCUGUACUACAUGGACUUCAGCCAUCAGAGCAGCUGUAUAUCCGGCGGGAAACUCUGCAUUUUCAGAAAGAUAACUAACAUAACACCUACCAAAAUGGCGCCGAAACCCAACACCAUCACUCCGUUAGGUCCCACUGAGCCAGCCAGCGUCUGCUCCUUCCACUCUGCGUCACCUGAAAACGCCACAGAGGUCAACUUGUUGAAGGAAUCCAUCGCCUGGCCUGAGACGCCGUCUGUACCGCCUGACUUUUCCCUGAAUGACACCAGUGAUCCAGCUCACAGCACCUUCACCAUUCUCCCACGGAGAGGAGGGGGAAGUUGGCACGUCGGGGAUCAGAUGGAGGUUCUGAUAAGAGUCUCUGACUACCGCGGUCGCCCCAGGAAGUCUGGGGGAGACUUGUUAUACGCUCGGCUGCAGAACCGCGCCGUGUUUGCGGGCGUGGCGGGGAAAGUGUUGGAUCACCGCAACGGCUCCUACACCGCUGUGUUCUCUUUACUGUGGGAAGGAAAAGCACAAGUCGAGGUGUCCUUGGUUCACCCCAGUGAGGCAAUCACAGUCUUGGCAAAAGUGACCCAAGAGUAUCCAGACAGAGCAUAUUUUCUUAGCGUCUUUCGCUCAGGCUCCGUCACAGAGACGGUUACAUGCAACGUGUGCCUCAAGGGUCCCAAAGAGAAGCUGUGCAACUACACUGACCUCCACACGGGUGAGCCCUGGUUCUGCUACAAGCCAAAGAAACUGACCUGCGACAACAGGAUCACCCACUCCAAAGGAGGAUUCAGUUUCAAACCAGAAUCCAACGAAAAUCAGCUCUUUCAGCGUGGUGUCAACAUGAAAGUCUCCAUUCCGUCAUCAGGACCUUCCAGCAUCGACAUUUUACCCAAACUUAAAGAUGGGACCAGUGACAUUGUGAAGACUAAACCUGCUGGUUAUUACUACCAGGGAGCGUGGCGAGCACUAGACGGCACCACAGUCCGUCAGUUUAACAACGCCUCGGCGAGAACCCAGUGUCUGAAAGGGAAAGUGGUCCGCCUCUAUGGAGAUUCCACUGUCAGACAAUUUUUUGAAUUUCUAACUGGAAACACCCCAGAUCUCAAGAAGUUUGACCUGAAAAGUCCUGGAAAGGCAGGACCUUACAUGGCCUUGGAUUACAAAAACAACAUCUUACUGACGUACCGAUGCCAUGGCACCCCAAUUCUUUACACUCCCAUGCCGGCCAUUGAGACACGUCACAUUGCCACCGAGUUGAGAACUGUGGCCGGAGGCCCGGACACUGUCAUAGUGAUUAGCGUCUGGGCACACUUCACCUCUUUCCCUAUUGAGGUCUACAUCCGACGUCUGCUGAACAUAAAGAGGGCAGUGGUGCAGCUGUUGACCAGAGCUCCAGACACACUGGUCAUCAUCAGGACUUCUAAUCCCAAAGGGUCAGUUCUCAGUGAGAUACGGACCAGCAGUGACUGGUACGCCCUGCAGUGUUAUAAAGUCCUCAGGGAAAUAUUCAAAGGGGUGAACGUCCAGCUGCUGGACGCCUGGGAGAUGUGCCUGGCCCACCACCUGCCACACAGCCUCCACCCCCAGCCUCCCAUAAUAAAGAAUAUGAUCGACGUUGUCUUGUCCCACACCUGCCCCCUUGGUGGAAAGUCUAAAGGUGCAACAAAGCAGUAAGAAAAACAAUGAAGUGGCAAAUGGGACUGACAUAAAAAGGCAGCUACUCUACUCACACCUUGAUGUCUUGUGCAAAAAGAAGUGAAACCCAAUAAUCCAGAUGAUGAAGUAAGAUAUCAAUAUAGAACAGGAGGAGAUUAAGUCAAUUUUGCAAACAAAUGAUCGGAAUCGACUGUUACCAAGGAGUUGAGGAAUCCACCACUGAGUUGAAAGCUUUGGAGAUUUCUUCAAAGAGUCGGGAUUGACCAGAACAUUUCUGCACUUGGUUACAUUUCUAAGGAUAAAUAUUCAUUUGCUCUUAUCAUUUGUUGGCUAACACUGGUGACACUUGCUGUUGCUUGUGUAUGUUCGCCUCCUCCUCGACAGCUCCAUGCUACAGGGCAGCUGUUGUCUACACGUCCCUGUUCUUGUUUAGAACAGAACACUUAGUCGCUGUUAACCAGAGCUGCGUGUUGUUGUGUGUUUUGACCACACUUCCUUUCGGCCUCCUUUUGCAGAAAUUUCAGAUCCGUUUCCCUUAAACGGAUCCUGAGCUCACGACUUGGCAGAAAGAAGUGCAUGUUGCUCUCGCCCUUGCGCCUGGCUGCUCGCUCCUACACAUCAGAGGAAAUAAAUCUGAGGAAUUCUGUGGGAAAUUUUCCACCUGCAACCUCAGCGUACGAGCGUUGCGAAAUGUUUUGCCUAUCUGGUUUGGACGCACACGCUAGUUUGGCAUUUGACGACAAGCGGUCAGUGAAGCAUAAAGAAACAAACCCGUCCAGGCGAUGGCUAUCAGGUUUGUGGUGUUUAUGUAAAUCACAAGGAUGACCUUAUCUUUAAACAUGCCGUUGCCAUCUAUGAUCUUUUAUUUAUCACUUGUUUUCUUGUUCAAAGCUCCUUCAGUAAGACCAGUUCUUAAAUGAUCAUCGGCGCCACAGAUUUGACCUUUUCUGUGUGAGCAGCAAAAUUGAGAGAACAAGGGAGUUAGGAUAAAACAAACUAACGAGAGAACUAACAUUUUUUUAAUAUAAAGUUGAGCAGCUGUGAAUUAGUUUUGUACAACUUUACAUCUUCCUAUGUAAGCAUUAUAUAAGAAUCCAUUCUAUUGCUGUCUUUAGAUGAUUAUCAAGGUGUUCAGACGUAAAGACAAACAAAAAAAAAAUUCCCAUAGUUCACUCGAGUUUAUUUAAGGUUUAGUUUAUGUUUUAAGGUGAAGGUUCAUACUCCAUAAACUGUCAAUUAUUUAUUCUAAAGAUUCACUGACAACCUGACGAGGCUUAAAAAGUUUACUGUUCCAAAAUAACUAUUUUAUUUCUUGAUUUAUAUUAAUGUUCUACAUGUUGUGGUAGCUGGUAGCUCUGUUGCUUUGCACCAAGUUGUUCAGUUGUUUUUGGUUUUGAUUUUUUAUUUUGAUUAUUUCCUUUAUUCUUUCUGUAAGUUAAGUUAUUUCUUGUUAUAUAUGGGAUUUGUUUUGAAGAUUUGCUAUUUAUUUCUGUAUUUUGUUAGAUUUCCUCUUCGUUCUUUUCUCCAUGUUUAUUCUUAUACUCAGCCUUCCAUUUGCUUCCCUCCCUAAUUGUUCCUACAUCCUAUUCUCCUGCAUGUUUUCUCCUGUAGUAGGUCUCCCCCCUCCCCCAGUUUUUCUUUAAAUAUAAACUAAACUCAAACUCUGUUUUCUACUUUGCAUUUUUUUUUCCCCGCCCUAAAUCCUCCCAUCUUAACAGUUGUGGGUUCAGAUCCCUGCCAGGGGUCUUGCUGCUUGGCGUUUGGAUAUCUUCCUGUACUUUGAAUGUCACAGAGACGAAACUCUCUGGCUUACUGAGAAUCGUUUUGGAAGCAGAUACAUCAUCCACCGAGCCGAAGAUGUGUGGAUGAAAUAUGCAAUCAGGAGAGAAUGCGUAGACUUGGAGGCUUUUGAAUUGCACUUUUUCUUUAACUUUUUUUCACUUUGAGAAUAACAAAUGCUAAUAAAGAAUCCGAUUUUUAUUAGAUAUGUUGUCAGAAGCUACAACUUUGUGGUUUAUACCUUCAGUGUGAAGAUUGUGAACUGUAGCUGGAGAAAUGCAGCAGUGAUUGCAGCACUUGAUGGAAUCAGGUGAUCUGGAGGGACGACUCACAGCGACCAUGGACCAGAAUGUAAACUCAAGUGUGCUGGUAUUAAAUGCCUUUAGGUAAACAGCAAUGACCUGCAGUAUCCCUUUUAUAAAUUAUGAAGCCAACAACUAUCAUCUGUGCAAUAAAUGCUGGUAUGGCAUCUAUGA